Molecule: messenger RNA, 2194 nt
Organism: Eurytemora carolleeae
Lineage: Eukaryota; Metazoa; Arthropoda; Copepoda; Calanoida; Temoridae
Product: cyclic nucleotide-gated cation channel subunit A
Exons: 22
Coding region: 292-2052 (586 amino acids)
Biological process (GO): monoatomic cation transmembrane transport
Cellular component (GO): plasma membrane; intracellular cyclic nucleotide activated cation channel complex
Molecular function (GO): cGMP binding; intracellularly cGMP-activated cation channel activity; intracellularly cAMP-activated cation channel activity
Source: RefSeq, a predicted model, not a curated record
CAAGCUUACUUGAAAGUUGAAAUCACACGUUUGGAAUUUUUAAGCAGUAAUAAAUUUGUGUUGCGUUUUGUAAAAAAAGUCGUCUAAAAGAUUUCAUGAAAAAAUUUGAAUUUAGAUAAAUCAUUUGCCUUCGUCUCGCAAACGUUAUAUAAUUUUAAAGGAUAUAUUAAAAAAAAAUGUGAUUUGCCUUAAGGCAAGCAAAGUGGCCUGAUCUCGGACCUCUGUGGAGGGGAAACUUUCGGAAAAUUCAUUUAAAAACGGUGAGAAGAGUUAUAGUAAAGGAUUGUCGUAAUGGAACAAAGCUCGGAUGGCGUCGAAACAAUUGAGCAAGAUACUGUAAUAGUUGUUCCUAACGGGUUAACAGUUCAGGAGAAUAAAAAUGUUUCUUCCUUUGGCAGAAUUCUCUCAAUGUUAAAGAAUACUAGGAUUGGGCCAAACCUUGGUCCUAGUACUAGUGGUGAGGCAGGUGUGGAGGGAUCAAGAGAGGGUCUUGUUCAAAAUGGAAGCCAAGGCGGAAGAGCAUCUGGGUUUGCGAAGCUGAUUAAAAAAUACAUCGACAAGGAAGUGACCGGAAGUGCUGGAGAUGUGAGUCCUGAUUAUUUCCUUGAAAGAAUCAACUUUGUCCAGGAGGAGGAUCCCGUGUACGCAGAUAGCAAGAUUAAUUGCUGUGGAAGGGAAUGGGUUGAACUAGUUGUAGAUACAGGAAAACCGAGCCAUUACAGGUGGUUGUGGGUGAUAACCCUAGCGGUGUUGUACAAUGUACUGUUUGUGGUGGGCCGAGCCACAUUUUGGGAAUUGGAGGGAAUUUUCCCCACAGGAUGGCUGGUGCUUGACUAUUUUUGUGAUUUUUUAUACAUAGUUGAUAUCUUCAUUAGAAUGCACGAAGGGUACCUGGACCAGGGAUUGUUGGUUCGGAAACCGGAUCUUUUAAGAAGAAAUUACAUUAGAAGUAGAUAUUUACCUCUAAACAUUAUCAGUAUUUUGCCAACAGAUCUAGCGUACAUCUGGUUCCCGGGGGAGUGCUCAGAGUUCAUACCUUGUCCAGUCAUUUUCAGAAUAAACAGGAUACUGAGGGUGGAUCGUAUGCUGGAAUUCUUCGAUAAAACAGAAACAAGAACAAACUUCCCUAACGCUUUCAGAAUACUGCAGGUUGUUCUACUGAUCCUAAUCCUUAUCCACUGGAAUGCUUGUUUCUUCUUCGCAAUGAGCUUCUAUAUUGGAUUUAAGUCUGAUGAAUGGGUUUAUCAGGGUAACCCUGACCUCAUAUCCCAGUAUAUUUACAGCUUCUACUGGUCAACGCUCACCUUAACCACCAUUGGAGAGACUCCACAGCCAGUGCAGGAUGCAGAGUAUGUGUUCGUCACGAUAGACUUCAUGGUCGGGGUUCUCAUAUUUGCUACCAUUGUUGGUAAUAUCGGGUCCAUGAUCACGAAUAUGAAUGCCGGGAAGGCGGAAAUACGGACCAAGAUGGACGCCAUUAAACAGUACAUGAACUUCAGAAAGGUUGGUAGUGAAAUGGAAGGCCGAGUGAUCAAAUGGUUUGAUUAUUUGUGGUCAAACAAACAAGCAUUUGAUGAACAGUCUGUGCUGGAGAUGUUGCCAGAUAAACUGAAGGCUGAAAUAGCUAUACACGUGCACUUAAACACAUUGAAGAAGGUUCGAAUCUUCCAGGAUUGUGAGAAAGGGCUUCUUGUUGAUCUUGUUCUCAAGCUUCGGCUUCAGGUGUUCUCCCCUGGUGACUAUGUGUGCCGGAAGGGUGAUGUGGGGAAGGAGAUGUACAUCAUCAAGCAGGGAAAGCUCGACGUGGUGGCAGACGACGGGAAACAGAUCUUUGUUACACUAGGAGAUGGUGCUGUCUUUGGAGAGGUUAGUAUACUAAAUAUACCUGGGAACAAGACUGGGAACAGGAGAACAGCAAAUGUUCGCAGUGUGGGUUAUUCAGAUCUUUUCUCGCUUAGCAAAGAUGACCUUUGGGAAGCCUUGUCAGAAUACCCAGAGGCAAAAAAAAGUUUACUGGAUAAAGGGAGGCAGAUACUAAUGAAGGAUAUAUAGCAUAUAUUUAGUUUACUGGAUAAAGGGAGGCAGAUACUAAUAUAGGAUAUAUAACAUAUAUUUAGUUUACUGGAUAAAGGGAGGCAGAUAUUAAUGAAGGAUAUAUAACAUAUAUUUAGUUUACUGGAUAAAGGGAGGCAGA